CCAGUUGGGUUUGUUAAUUUACUUUGGUUGUGUGAAAGAGUGAGAGAGAAGAUGUUGGAAGGUAAAGCUGUGAUAAAAGAUACAGACAUGCCAUUGAAGAUGCAAACUCAAGCUAUGACUUCUGCAUCUCAAGCCCUUGAUCUUUAUGAAGUCUCUGACACUGUUUCUAUUGCUGCACACAUAAAAAAGGAUUUUGAAAAGAUGUAUGGGCAUGGAUGGCAAUGUGUGGUGGGCAGAAACUUCAGUUGUUUCUUCACCCAUUUCAAGGGAAGUUUCAUCUACUUUGCAUUAGAAUCUCUCAACUUCCUCAUCUUCAAAGGGGCUUCUUCUUCUUCUUCUUCUUCUUCUUCAUCAUCCUAG
Molecule: messenger RNA, 360 nt
Organism: Pistacia vera
Lineage: Eukaryota; Viridiplantae; Streptophyta; Magnoliopsida; Sapindales; Anacardiaceae
Product: dynein light chain LC6, flagellar outer arm-like
Exons: 2
Coding region: 52-360 (102 amino acids)
Biological process (GO): microtubule-based process
Cellular component (GO): dynein complex
Molecular function (GO): dynein light intermediate chain binding; dynein intermediate chain binding
Source: RefSeq, a predicted model, not a curated record